CCUCCGGUCAAGUUCAGCUCUGUCCUGCUGCUGCGACGCCAUUGUGAUUAGAUUGUCUUUGGGGACAAACGUCGAACAUCUUAUAGGCAUGGGAAAAGGCCAGGGUGCUGACGCCUGUAAGAAUGGGGAUGAGACUCGUGGAGGGUCUCGUGGAGGAGAACACCGAGAUAUGCUUUCAGAAGCUGACACGUCGAUGACACGAGUCCGGCGGUUCGUCGCGUGGCAGUCUCCACUUUCCACCGAUCUCAUCGAUUUCUCGGUGUUUCUUUACUUUAUUACACACCAUUUUCAGUAUGGGUGAUUCCACUUGAAUUGAGUUUGAUGCACUUUGAAUGUUUUGUAGAGAAAUUAUAUACAGUAUAAAGGCUCUAAUUGUUUUUAGAGAGUUUUCAUUUCAUUUUUUAAUGGGAAAAUUCCCGAAAUGGGAGUAAAUCAGUUUGAAAAUUCCAAAAUAUGACUGCUAUGUUUUUAUAUUCAAAAUAAGAAUAAUUGCUGCCAAGUUUGAAAAAUACUGUUAUGUUUAAAGUCUGGUAGUGCCAAAACAUGGCAGUAAUUAGUCUUAUUUUGAGAAUAAAAACAUAACAGCCCUAUUUUAGAAUAUAAUGUGUGUAGUCCUUGUAAGGAUCGUAUAUCCGUCUCCAGCUCAGGUCUUUCAACACACACUCUCACACACCACACUUAGGAGGAGGCUAUAGCACACACUUAUUUUCUCUCCACUUAGACCUCUCUACACUCACACAAAGGAGGAAGAAGAAGUGAGCUCUGCUCUCUCACACAAAGGAUACUCACGCAGGCUGCUUCACAAUGGGAGAAACAAGGACUACAAAUAGGCUGCCAAGGAAGUCACGGGUGAGGUCAAUACAAAAGGCACUCACAUGCUUCUUAGACAAAAGAAAGUCACAAGAAUAGAUCAAGACAAAAGUGGCGCAGUGGACAGCAAACAAAGGAGGCCAGCCAAGUGGGAAAGUCAAACCACUCAAAUAGGUAUAUAUUUGAUCAGGAUAUAUACCAAAGAAUAGGUAUCCAAGAGAGAGUAAAAUAGAGUGUGCAAGCCUCAACUAAUAAAGUGGAAGGGAGGCCUUGGUAGGACCAAUACCUCCAACAUUAUGAUGUGUGUAGUCCUAUUUAAAAUUGUU
Messenger RNA from Cuscuta epithymum, 1136 nucleotides. NCBI's taxonomy places the organism in Eukaryota, Viridiplantae, Streptophyta, Magnoliopsida, Solanales, Convolvulaceae. The record is from the annotation of a GenBank genome assembly.